AUGGGGCAAACCACGUCGAUACAAGAAGACAAAAUGAAGAAACGUAUUCGGCAGACUAUGGGCACAUUUAUGGACUUUGGUACGCAUUUAAAAAAUGCCAACGAGUGGGCUCAAAUCUGCGCAACCCCUAAAAACUGCUAUUUGUCGUUUCGCAUUGUAAUAAAUCCGGAAGUAUCAGCAGAGCUUUUACCGUAUCUGUGGCGAAUUCGUGGCAAUGUGGCCGUCGAGGUACGCAAGAUGCGGAGAACUGUGGAAAGGCAAGCGAAUCUGGCUGACUUUCGCGUCGAAAUCCCACGCGACCCAUCGUACGCACAAGAUUACCUUGAGACGAUCGGUCAGGCCAAGACGCUGACGAUUGCUCAGUUUUAUUAUAUCUACUGCUUCCUUUCUGAUGUUAAGGCCUGUGCUGCACAUACCGUACGUUUCUCUGAGAAGACGACUAGUACUUGCGAGACUGAAUUUGAUGAAACCGAGUGCCAAAUUUGCAUGGACAAGAAGAAGCAGGUUGUACUGCCUUGUGCUCAUAGUUUCUGUCUGAAUUGUUUUCAGCACUGGAGCACACAGAGUGAGACUUGUCCAAUUUGCCGCACAGUAUUCAAUUGCUCGGAAGGCGAUGAAUUGUGGCAUCUCGCGUCAAAUGAAGUGGAAGAUCUGGGCUCCUACGCAACGGAUUUGGUGGCACGUAUUUACGAAUUUUUGGAUAAGCGCGAGAAAUCGAAAUAUACGGAGGAGGACAUAAAGCGGUCAGUAGAGCUAUACUCGGCAGCGGUUUCUGUCAAACAGACGCCACUGCGUAAAUUUGUGUAUUCUGAACUAUUUCCAACGGCGUUGCCACUCGGUGUCCCAUCAAUAUUGCGCAGUGGCAUUCGAUUUUCGACAGAACAUGACUCGGACCUGAUGCUUGCACUUGAAGUGGCGGCGGGCCAGGAUCAAUAUGCAGCAAUGCAACACUAUGAGCAGCUCAAGCGAGACCAGAUAUUAGCCUCGACCAUGGCGUUGCAAUCGGACAUCGAUGAAAGUCCUAACGAGUCGUAA
Molecule: messenger RNA, 1035 nt
Organism: Plasmopara halstedii
Lineage: Eukaryota; Oomycota; Peronosporomycetes; Peronosporales; Peronosporaceae
Product: e3 ubiquitin-protein ligase rnf8-like isoform x1
Exons: 3
Coding region: 1-1035 (344 amino acids)
Biological process (GO): protein autoubiquitination
Molecular function (GO): ubiquitin-protein transferase activity
Source: RefSeq, a predicted model, not a curated record